This is a messenger RNA of Catharus ustulatus (Swainson's thrush), 3271 nucleotides long. RefSeq names its product pantothenate kinase 2 (gene PANK2). The record is from RefSeq and is a predicted model, not a curated record. The transcript has 7 exons. Lineage: Eukaryota; Metazoa; Chordata; Aves; Passeriformes; Turdidae. Gene Ontology annotation, molecular function: pantothenate kinase activity; ATP binding. Gene Ontology annotation, biological process: coenzyme A biosynthetic process. Bases 51 to 1346 code for a protein of 431 amino acids. Gene Ontology annotation, cellular component: nucleus; cytosol.
GCGGGGCCGGAGCGGGGCCGGGCGGCCCAUGGGGCCGGGCCGCGCUGCCGAUGGAGCCGCCGCGCAGCUGUGGCGAUGGCGCGGAGGACGAGAAGAAGCCGCGGCGGCGGGCCGGCGGUGCGGACGCCGGGCCCUCCCAGCUGCGGCGGCGGAGCAGCGGCGGCGCGGCGGGCGCGGACGGCGCGGCCGGUCCGCAGCCCCGCGAGCGCGGCGGGUCCGUGAGCCGGCAGCGGCGGGACUCGGUCCGCAAGAACCGCCCGCUCUUCCCUUGGUUUGGCUUGGACAUCGGAGGCACCUUGGUCAAACUGGUUUAUUUUGAACCCAAGGACAUCACAGCCGAAGAAGAAGAGGAAGAAGUGGAAAACCUGAAAAGCAUCCGCAAAUACCUGACAUCCAACGUAGCCUACGGCUCCACAGGCAUCCGGGAUGUGCACCUUGAGCUCAAGGAGCUAACCCUGUGUGGACGUAAAGGCAAUCUGCACUUUAUACGCUUUCCUACUCAUGACAUGCCUGCUUUUAUCCAAAUGGGGAGCGAAAAGCACUUCUCAAGCCUCCAUACUACCUUAUGUGCCACGGGAGGUGGAGCGUACAAAUUUGAGCAGGACUUUCGCACAAUGGGUGACCUUGAGCUUUGUAAGCUGGAUGAGCUGGAUUGCCUUGUUAAAGGAAUGCUGUACAUUGACUCUGUGGGAUUCAAUGGACACUCUGAGUGUUACUAUUUUGAGAACCCCACGGAUGCUGAGAGGUGCCAGAAGCUCCCAUUCAACCUGGAGAAUCCCUAUCCUCUCCUUCUGGUGAACAUUGGCUCAGGGGUCAGCAUUUUGGCUGUCUAUUCCAAAGACAACUAUAAACGGGUAACAGGCACCAGCCUUGGAGGGGGAACCUUCUUUGGCCUCUGCUGCCUUCUGACAGGCUGCUCCACGUUUGAGGAGGCCCUGGAGAUGGCAUCCCACGGGGACAGCACCAAGGUGGACAAACUGGUCAGGGACAUCUACGGGGGAGACUACGAGCGCUUCGGGCUGCCAGGCUGGGCUGUGGCAUCCAGCUUUGGAAACAUGGUGAGCAAGGAGAAGAGGGAAUCUGUCAGCAAGGAGGACCUGGCCAAGGCCACUUUAAUCACCAUCACCAACAACAUCGGCUCCAUAGCGCGGAUGUGUGCCCUGAACGAGAACAUCAACCGUGUGGUGUUUGUGGGCAACUUCCUUCGGAUCAACACCAUCUCCAUGAGGCUCCUGGCCUAUGCCCUGGACUACUGGUCAAAGGGACAGUUAAAAGCACUUUUCUUGGAACAUGAGGGUUACUUUGGUGCAGUUGGAGCUCUCCUGGGACUCCUGGACUCAGCCUGACUCUGUGGAUCUGUGUUGGACCUGUGGAUUCAGGGCACUCCCUGGGCCACUGAGCCCAUGUUUCUUGUCACAGCCCCCACUGUGGUGGCCUGUGGGGCCAGGUGUCUGUAAGAGAUGAAAUCAUCUGGGGUUACAGCAGAGGUUUGUUCCAGAGGAUGUGGUUGGAACACAGGGGCUGGAUGUGGGGUGUAUGGGAAGGGCUGUGGGACAUUUCAGUCACAUGGAAUUGCCCUUUGCAGGUAGCUUUACUCCAUGUUUAAUGAGGGUGACAGAGCAGAGCAGGGGCACUCUGCUCCUUCCCUUGGGAUCCCUUGGAGUCCCAGUGCCCAGGUCAGUUCUGUGUUCACAGCCAGAGCUGGAAGAUGGUCUGGGAAGGGAGAAGAGCAUCAGUGGCCACUGGGACACAGCUGUGCUGUCAGCCAGGCUUGCUUUAUCCCACAUGUCCUUAUCUCUGUCCUGGGGACAGAAGGUACAGCACAGCACGGAUCUGUGCCUCAGGGUGAGUCCCAUUUCAGCCUCCAGCACUCUCACACAUCCUCAGCACCCUUUGGGAUGGUGUCAGCCUUGAAAUCUAAAUCUGAGGAUGGAAUAGGGAUAUUCAUUGUUUGUUUUCUCUGUUACCAAACUUCACCAAAGAGACAUUUCCUUCAGUCACACUUGGAUCUCUGUAAUAUUCCAUGUUACAUUUAUUACUGGCUACACUCCUGUCAUUUUGGGGGAAUUCUCCCUUUUCCCUGCAUGCUGUACUUGCUCUUUGCCCUGUGCAUGCUGCCACACAGCCUGUGAGCAGGAUGCUGCAGUGUGGAGCCCCUGUGGAAGGGAUGGGGGUUGGAAUGGAUCCUGCACGCUCAAUAAACACUCUCUAAAAGCAAUGAGGUAUCUGCCCCUUCCCUGGGGAUGGGAGAGCAUGGAGACACCUCUGGAAGGGCUCUGGCUUCCCAGUGAGCAGCUCUGUGGAGCACAGGGAAAGCUUUUCAGAUCUUUCAGGUCAGGUGAUGGUGUCAGGGUUUAUCCCAGGGUAUCAGUGACCAUCACCCUGACCCCAACCCACCUUCCAGUGCUGGUUUCAUCCCAGAGAAUCCAAUUUCCAGCUGUGAUCCCUUGGGAUCCUGGCUGGAAGUGCUGGACAUCCAUCCCCAAGCCCUUCCCUGCCCUGUGAAUCCUGCCCAGCUCUGCCCUUUGCUGUAUCCAAGGUGGGUUCCUUGUGUGGCACCUCCCUCUGAGAAAGAGGAAACUGCAGAUUCAGAGGGUGUUUGUCUCAUCCUUCAGCUGCCUGUGAGCUGGGAUUCUCCACACAGCCAGGGAUUUGAUCACAGGGCUCAUGUGGAAGGUGAUCUGUGAGGGCUGGGAGCAGGAUCAAACAGCUCAGGGCAUGGUUGGGGUUGGAAGGGACCCCAAAGCCCCUCAUUCCAACCCUGCCAUGGGUGGGGACACCUUCCACUCCCUCAGGAUGUCCAGCUUAGCCUUGGACAUUUCCAAGGAUCCAGGGACAGCCACAGCUUCUCUGGCCACCCUGUUUGGGAUCAGCUGAAUCCAAGUUCCAUUUAUUCUUCAUUCCUUGUGAAAUCACCCAAAGCUUCCCAAACUCUCCAUUAAAACCAUCUCCAUUUCCAAAGUGCUGACUGAAGGGUUUCUACACUCAGCUCCUGCUGUGCCACCUAAAAUUUAACACCCACAUCCCUGGCUGGCCUUCCACCCACCCUCACAGCCAAAACUCAUGGGAAAGGCACAGAAACUUUGGCUUUUUGGAUUGUCUGUGUGCCUGGGACUUGUGUGGCUCCUUCAGGUAACAGGUCAGAUGCAGCAUGGUCUGAUCCCAGCACCAAAGUUCCUGGCUUAUUGUCUAUCCUUUUUUUUUUUUUUUUGUAAACUGCUUGGUUUUUUCUUCUUGUUAUAAAAUAUUACAGUUAUUUUUAUAUGCUUCA